Strongylus vulgaris is the source of this 447-nucleotide messenger RNA. The record is from the annotation of a GenBank genome assembly. Lineage: Eukaryota; Metazoa; Nematoda; Chromadorea; Rhabditida; Strongylidae.
AUGUCAACUGACAUCAAGGAAUCUAUCAUAAAGAGGAAGGAUCUCUUCCUCUUUAUAAUAAUCAGAAGUGCAGGUGUGGAUUUCCGAGUGACAUCGAUGAAUAUUGAUGGUAAUCGGGUAAAAUUGGCCAUAUGGGACACUGCCGGACAGGAACGAUUCCGAACUCUCACACCGAGCUAUUACAGAGGGGCACAGGGUGUGAUUUGUGUAUACGAUGUGACCAACCGCAGCUCUUUCGAAAAUCUUGACCAUUGGAUGACUGAAGUGGAGACUUACAUAACUAAAGGAGACGCCGUCAAGAUGAUAGUAGGGAACAAAAUCGAUAUGCCAAAUCGUGAAGUAUCUCGUGAAGAAGGCCUUAAGUUUGCUAAACGCCACCGAGCUUUAUUCAUCGAGGCAAGUGCAAAAACCAAAGAAGGUGUGCAAUGUGCAUUUGAAGAACUUAUU